This is a messenger RNA of Gryllus bimaculatus (two-spotted cricket), 1446 nucleotides long. Lineage: Eukaryota; Metazoa; Arthropoda; Insecta; Orthoptera; Gryllidae. The record is from the annotation of a GenBank genome assembly.
AUGAGAGAAAACAAAAAAGAGAGUAACAGAAGGGGAAACAAAAGAGAGAAACAGAAGGAAAAAAUAAAAACUAGAGAAACGGAAGGAGAAAAUAAAGUAAAAAAGAGUACGGGAAGGGACGAGCAAGAGAGAGAGAGUGAGAGAGCGGGGAGCGGGCGGCUCACCUGGAUGUUGCGCUCGAGGAUGGCGUCGUCGUCGACCACGCACUCCACGAAGAGCAGGCGCCAGCCCAGGCGGUCCACCACGCGCUCCUGGAGCUGGCGGCGCGCCGCGCGGGUGGCGUGCGUCCCGUCCAGCACCUGCGCGCACACAACAACCCGCCCCGUCACUUCCGCUGGCGAAAUGCUCGUCCCGCGCAGGGCGGUCCCAGCACGCAAUUACAAAAGAAAAACUUUGCUCUUGGAAGUGUACAGGUGGACCCACCCGCGAAGGCAGCGCACUCACCGCGACGGUGCCGGAGGAGCGCAACCACUCGACGGCGUCGGCCAGGGCCAGCGCCGCGCUCCUGUUGCGGAUCUCGAGCGCGGCGCUGUUGUCGGCGCGGAAGAGGUUGUGGUUGUCGUAGCGCUCCAUGAGCUUGCGCCGUCGCUGACGGUGAAGGCCUCGGCCAGCUCGCCGUUCCACGCCAGGAAGCGCGCCAGGCGGUGCGCCAGCGUCGUCUUGGAGCGCGCCGGCAGCCCCACGGUGGCCACCAGGAGCGGCGCUGUCGCCGCCAGCGCGCCGCCUCUGCCCGCCGCCAUGCCGCGCUGCUGCUCGCUGUUCACGCCUGCGCACACGGACAAGGAGUCUCAUAAGACAAACGGCCACAAACAACGCAUACCAUCAACUCUAAACCUAAAUGAGGAUGAUGUCAGACGAAGUCUCGAAUCGGGCUGCAAGAGCCAUAGGAACACGGCACGUAACGCCACCCCAGUCACGUUGAAUUCUCGCGAGCCGGUCGAAGUCCAAAGCAACGUGUCACGAGCGCGUGCGGCUCAAACCGACCAGGCACUGGACCAAACAUCCAGCAGCGAACAAGACCUCCACCUCCCUCGCGAGCGUGUGUCGAGCCGGCGACUGUCGGAGAGUGCAGAGAGCUGGCGCAAUUUGAAUCGGCGAGCGCCAAUGGCGCCGGUCGCCAAAUCGUAUGAGGGGAGAGUGGUUGGGGAUCAGGGUGGUCGUGACGUUUUGACACGACGCGACCCGGCCGGUGGCGGCAGCCGGGGCGGACUGCCGCGAGGCGAUAGCGGUCUCGGCGCAGGAAGCGAGAGGAUCAGCUGGCAGGGGUCGGGUCAGGGGUUGGCCGUGGAGCGGAGUGGCAAACCUAAAGGGAAAGUUAAAUUGGAACCAGCCGAUAGAGGCGAGACAGGAACCCGCAUCCUUCGACGUCACGUUCUUGGACCAACUCCAAUUCCCUGCGCCACCGAGGCAGGAAAAAGAGAAGUGCUGCAGUGUUGUGGAUCUUAG